CCCCCCGGCCCGCAGGUGUCCCCCAGCGCCCCCUCCUCCGCGCCCCUCACCGCCAUGGCGUCGCCCCCGGCGCCCCCAGCCAAGAAGCGGAAGAUGAACUUCUCGGAGCGGGAGGUGGAGAUCAUCGUGGAGGAGCUGGAGCGAGGCAAGCACCUCCUCAUCAACCACUUCAACGCGGGCGUGCCCCUGGCCGCCAAGGCCGCCGCCUGGCACGACAUCCUGCGCCGCGUCAACGCCGUCGCCACCUGCCACCGCGAGCUGCCCGAGGUCAAGAAGAAAUGGUCCGACCUCAAGACCGAGGUGCGACGCAAAGUGGCCCAAGUGCGGGCCGCCAUGGAAGGGGGAGGCGAGAGCCAGAACGGCAACGGCAACGGGCCGGAGAGCGAAGACCCGACAGGCGCCGCCACCGCCCCGGUGAUCCUCACCCCCAUGCAGCAACGCAUCUGCAACCUGCUGGGAGAAGCCACCAUCAUCAGUUUGCCGAGCGGGGACUGCAGUGCCGGUGACGGGACCGAGAUACCCAUCACCGCGUCGGCCACCACGGUCACCCUGACCCAGAUUCCUGCGGAGACAACCUACCACAGUCUGGAGGACGGAGUUGUGGAGUACUGCACAACAGAAGCCCCCACCACAGUCACCGCCGAAGCACCCUUGGAGAUGAUGGCACACCAACACGAAGUGUCCACGAAACCCCAGGAGCUGAAAAGCCGAAUUGCUCUGAACUCAGCCAAGCUCUUGCAGGAGCAGCGAGUGACCAACUUGCACGUGAAGGAGAUUGCCCAGCACCUGGAGCAGCAGAAUGACUUGCUGCAGAUGAUUCGUCGCUCUCAGGAGGUGCAGGCAUGCGCCCAGGAGCGACAGGCACAAGCCAUGGAAGGAACACAGGCGGCGCUGAGUGCCCUCAUCCAGGUCCUCCGCCCCAUGAUUAAGGACUUCCGUCGAUUUUUGCAGAGCAAUACACCCAGUCCGUCGGUCACCGCUGACCCCAGCCAGACGGGGCAGCAAGAUGGCAUGAUCCAGUGAAAGAAACAGUGAUCGGACGUCAUUCUUGGAAAAAACCUGCCUGUGCUGCCGGAGGACACAGGGAGCGAGGGGUGCUAGCUCUUGUCGAUACGAAACGGCUCACCUCAGAGUCUUGCUGAGCCUGAACAGCUUUCUUUCUCUGCUAAUCUUAUGCUAAUCUGCCUUUUCAGACUCAUCAUACAGAGCCAUAGCAGGAUGUGUAAUAAACCAGGAACUUAACGUUGGUUGCUUUAGUUCCUCAGACAAUAGAUUUAUUAAA
Molecule: messenger RNA, 1282 nt
Organism: Nipponia nippon (crested ibis)
Lineage: Eukaryota; Metazoa; Chordata; Aves; Pelecaniformes; Threskiornithidae
Gene: NAIF1
Product: nuclear apoptosis inducing factor 1
Cellular component (GO): nucleus
Source: RefSeq, a predicted model, not a curated record